Messenger RNA from Choloepus didactylus (southern two-toed sloth), 3190 nucleotides. RefSeq names its product peptidase M20 domain containing 1 (gene PM20D1). Gene Ontology annotation, biological process: amino acid metabolic process. Bases 95 to 1648 code for a protein of 517 amino acids. Lineage: Eukaryota; Metazoa; Chordata; Mammalia; Pilosa; Megalonychidae. Gene Ontology annotation, molecular function: hydrolase activity, acting on carbon-nitrogen (but not peptide) bonds, in linear amides. The transcript is spliced from 13 exons. The record is from RefSeq and is a predicted model, not a curated record.
UGCGGGAAUUGGAGCAAUAACAGGACUAAGACCUGGUCUUGGCGUUUGGGUCCAAAGUGAGGCUGCAAACUGGCAGCGAGGACUCGGGAGAAGUAUGGUUCGGAGAUACGCUUGCAUGCUGGCCGUGGCUGCCGGGCUGCUGCUAGGGCUCGCCACCGUCUCCAGAUCGAAGGGCCUGCGGGGAAAGAAGCCUCAGGGGGUGUCGCGAAUCCCUUCUCUGUUCAGAGAAGAGGAGCGCAUCGCAAUGAAAGAGGCCCUGAAAGGUGCCAUCCAGAUCCCAACGGUGUCUUUCAGUGACGAGGAGUCUAAUACUACAGCCCUGGCUGAGUUUGGAGAGUACAUGCAGAAAGUCUUUCCUACACUGUUCAACACCAGCUUUAUCCAGCAUGAAGUUGUGGGAGAGUACAGCCACCUAUUCACUGUCCAAGGCUCAGACCCCACCUUGCAGCCCUACAUGCUGAUGGCUCACUUUGACGUGGUGCCUGCCCCUGGAGAAGGCUGGGACGUGCCCCCGUUCUCUGGGCUGGAGCGUGAUGGUUUCAUCCAUGGUCGGGGCACACUGGACAACAAGAACUCUGUGAUGGCAAUCCUGCAGGCCUUGAAGCUCCUGCUGAUCAGGAACUACAUCCCCCAAAGAUCUUUCUUCAUUGCUCUGGGCCAUGAUGAGGAGGUAUCAGGGAAGAAUGGGGCUCAGAAGAUCUCAACCCUGCUACAGGCAAGGGGUGUCCAGCUAGCCUUCAUUGUGGAUGAGGGCAGCUUCAUCUUGGAUGGUUUCGUUCCCAACCUCAAGAAGCCCUUUGCCCAGAUUGCAGUCUCAGAGAAAGGUGCAGUUAACCUCAUGCUGGAAGUAAACAUGACUCCAGGCCACUCUUCAGCUCCUCCAAAGGAGACAAGCAUUGGCAUCCUCGCAGCCGCUGUCAGCCGACUGGAACAAACACCAAUGCCUAACAUGUUUGGAGAGGGGCCAUUGAAGAUCGCAUUGGAGCAAUUGGGAAAUGAGUUUUCCUUCCCCAUCAAUAUUAUCCUGUGUAAUUUGUGGCUAUUUCAACCCCUGGUAAGCAGGUUGAUGGAGAGAAAUUACAUCACCAAUGCGAUGAUAAGGACCACCACAGCACUCACCAUGUUCAAUGCAGGGGUCAAGGUAAAUGUAAUACCCCCAAAGGCCCAGGCCACAAUCAACUUCCGGAUUCACCCUGCACAGACUGUCCAGGAGGUACAUACUAUAUGUUCAGACAACUGGUUCAACAUCAGGGAGGUGCUAGAACUCGUCAAGGACAUUGUGGCUGAUGACCGAGUCCAGUACCAUGUGUUAAGUGCCUUUGACCCCUUGCCUGUCAGCCCCUCUGAUGACCAGGCGUUCGGCUACCAGCUGCUCAGCCAGACCAUACGGUCCGUCUUCCCGGAAAUCAAUAUUGUUGUCCCAGGCACUUGCAUUGGCAACACAGACAGCCGACACUAUACGAACCUUUCGACCAGCAUCUACCGAUUCAACCCCCUUUAUCUCCAGCCUCAGGACUUCAGUAGCAUCCACGGAAUCAACGAGAAAAUCUCAGUGCAAGCCUACGAGACCCAGGUGAAAUUCAUCUUUGAAUUGAUCCAGAAUGCGGACAUAUUCCAGGCACAGGCUCCUCAUUGGCAUGAACUGUGAGGUCAAGGAGCCAGAUGAGUUAGAGAUGCCCAACCUGGACAUAACCCAAGGGGAAAAGCCAAUCUUGAGGAUACUUGUGGCCAAAACUACAUUGAACACAUUGCCCACUUGCAUUUCUUACUCCUAGACUCCCCCAGUGCCAUGGGCAGGGGGUAAGAGAGGCCCAGCAACAACCUGGCUUCUCCUUACGCCCAGCAUUUCCAUUCUUCCACUGAGUGUCAUGUGUGUCCCACCUAUCUUAGAGGUAUCUGACUUGUCUGAUCUUAUGCUGGUUAUUUAACUGCCUCACCCUCCAGACCUGACUUAACAAAUGCAGAUUUGAAAAAUCUUAACCAGGCUUUACCUGGUGUGAGUGUUUAAUUUAGGGCACUCUUGUAAGGCUGCCUCCUCCAGAGAAGAUAUAUUUCUUCUUGUGAUGACUUCUUUCUUUUUUUUUUCCCCCUCCUCUCCCCUUGGAUUCUUUGGCUCUCUCUUCAUCUUUUCUCUCCUGGCCCUGUGUCCCUUCCCCCACCCUCUAAUUUAUUGUACACCUGGAGUGGGACAUAGUCAAACUGUGAUGUUACCAUAAUUGCCACAACAAUUAAUCAAAUAAAACAAUCUAUGCAGCACCAGCGGGUCACUGAGGGGUGAGACUGAGGCAGGGGGCUUGGGAGAAUUCCCUAACGUCCUGGUUCCCAAGGUGGGAGGCUGGAGCAAAGACACUUUGUCCUUGGUCCCCCCAGCCCCCACCAAAGAAUCCUUGGGCUUUGCUCCCUCCCCUGCUCUGUUCCUGCCACCUGCUGCUGCUGUCUCACCCCAGGAGGCACUAAUCUAUGGAAACAUUUCCCUGGCAUAUCCUGUGGGAUAAGCUCCCAAGGAAAAGGCACUUGAUAACCGAGCCUCUCAGUGGAGCCCAGCCUGGCAGAUCCUGGUUCAGACUGAUCAAAGGGUACUGGAGGGCCCAGUGGGGGAGGAGGACGAGACCGGUUUGAGGGACUCUGCCCUGGCUGGUGAAGCAUGAGGAAGGGCAAGCUGUCCUCUCUUAGGGGACAGCUGAGCUCCUGUCUUUCGGUCUUUCCCCUCUGGAAGCCAACUCUGAGCAUAUUUGAAUCCGCUCAGUAGCUGCCAGGUGGGGGGCAUUGGAAGGCAGCAUUUCUUGGCUCAAGGCUAAGAGCUGUGCUUUGUGAAUCACGAGGUAGUUGGGGUCAUGGAGGGAGACACAGAGGGGGGCUGGGACUUGAGAGAUUCCCUCUCUUCUUCCUCACCAAAGACCUUCCAUGCCUUCCUGGACUCAGCUCUCUCCUCACAGUUCCCCUGCCUCUCACCUGCCCCCAGCUCCUCACCUCUCACCCAUGGAGGCGAGCUACUCUGAGGAGCUCCGGCUUAAUGAAAAGUGUGAAAAAGAGUUGCAGAUUAUUCAAGCUUUUUUGCUACUCCCCCUAAGAAUUAAGAAUUCUCAUUCCUUCCCUCAGCCCCCCCCCCACCUUUUUUUUCCAUUUCAGAACUUAGUCGGUCUUUGUUAGAGGAUGAGUUUAAGAAUAAAAGAACAAAAAUAAUCCUUCA